Molecule: messenger RNA, 3562 nt
Organism: Acaulospora colombiana
Lineage: Eukaryota; Fungi; Glomeromycota; Glomeromycetes; Diversisporales; Acaulosporaceae
Source: the annotation of a GenBank genome assembly
AUGGCUGGAUCGUCGACAGAAUCCAACGAGAUUGUUGAAGUUACGGAAGUGACUGAAAUAGUUGAAUUUUCGGAUGCCAUGCAAGAAGAUGCUCCAACCGCCGAAUUAGAAAGUAUGGUGGAAGUAACAGCAAUGGAGGAGGAAUCAACCCCUGUGACCGUCAUCCCAAGUGUUCCGAUGGAAGAAGAUACAACUGUAACCGCGACAUCGGCCGUCACAGGUUCAUCGCAAGUGACAUCAGAUGAGAAUGCAGCAGAAGGUUCUAGCGAAGCUCAAUCCGGCAGAACUACUGUCAUGGUUAAUGGUCGGCCUGUGGAUAUUACGGAUACCGGCUUCGAUCUUACCUUCCUUGAAGCAUUGCCGGAUGAUCUAAGAGAAGAAGUGCUUAAUCAAAAUCUGCCACCUGAAAGACGUACCAGACCACCCGUUACGACCGGAAGUGGGGAUGCAAUUAGCCCAGAAUUUUUAGCGGCGCUUCCCGAUGAUCUCCGAGAAGAAAUUAUUCAACAAGAAGAAGCUUUUGGACGUCAACCUGCCGCCGCAGAAAUGGAUACCGCGAGUUUCUUUGCUUCUUUGGAUCCUCAAUUGCGACAAACUGUUCUUCUGGAGCAAGAUGAGAGAGUCAUAGCAUCAUUACCGCCAUCAAUUAUUGCUGAAGCAAAUGCCCUUCGCGAAAGAGCCAGUCGCAGAUAUACAAAUUCGAUGAGGUCAAGAACAUUAGCUAAUACAAUUACACCUUCCCAUAUUCCGAAAAAGCCGACGGUUCAGCGUGAUGCCAUGAAGCUCGUUGACACCACCGGUUUGGCCACAUUAGUUAGAUUGCUGUUUUUACCACAACCUUUAAGCAAUAAGAACUUGUUGCACAAAUUGUUACUUAAUCUUUGUGAGAAUAGUAAAACUCGCGGCGAACUUAUAACGAUGCUUCUUUCAGUUCUGUAUGAGGGAAGCGGAGACGUGUCAACGGUUGACAAGAGUUUUGCACAAAUGUCUUUAAAGGCUAAAGGAGCUCCGAAAGGGACUCCAAGGAGACAGUCAAGCCUUCCGAAUCCCUCCCUUUCCCAAAUAACUCAAGCAGCUGGAGAAAAUGUUCCAAAUCUGAUAGCACAACUAGUGAUAUUGCUAAGUCUACUAGAUCGUCAAGUAUUCAUUAAAAAUACAGCGCUGAUGGACCAACUGAUGCAAUUACUUUCAACCGUUUUACGUCCUUUGUCUUCUUUAGCCAAGGUUGAAUCAUCCAACGCCUCAAAUAAUUCCGGAGAACAAUCAAAUUCCGAUUCAACCGGGUCCUCUACACAGAACACUGUCCCACAGCAAUCUGAGACCGAAAACCAAACAAACAAUUCGAUUCCGGCAUCCUCGCAAUCGAAUAACACGUCCAUUUCCGAAAGUGAACCUAACCCUGGGAAUGUACCCAAUCCCGGGAGUGCACCUACUCAAGGUCAGUCAAACAAUAGUAACGAUACUCACAACAAUUCAUCGAAUUCUGAGGGCAACAAUGAAAAUACAACGCCAGCUAAUCCUGAAAGUGAAACGGCUUCAAAACCUACGUCGGCAUCAACUUCGAAACCACCAGAAACGGAACAACCUAAUUUAAAACCUCCAGAAAUUCCGGACUACUGUUUACGACUAGUAGUAAACGUCUUAACUGCAGGAGAAUGCAUCAGUACAACAUUCAAACAUACAUUAUCUGUUAUUCAACACCUUUCGACUUUAAAAGGAGCCAGGGAUGUCAUAACUUCGGAAUUAGUCGAUCGAGCACAAUCACUUGGAAAAGACAUACUGGAUGAUCUGGAUGAAUUGAGUAAAAUAUUAUCAAGGUCAGAUGCAGGCGUAGAUGUUCAAGGAGUAACUUUAGCCAAGUUUUCACCAUCAUCGUCGCAGCAGGCAAAACUCCUCCGCGUCCUCAAAACCAUUGAUUACAUGUAUUCACGGAAACAACAAUCAGCUUCAACACCUUCUAAUAACCAAGUUGAGGUAUCACUGGCGCCCACAAUAGAUCCCGACGAAGCAGGCACUACAGCACCGCGAUCAUUAUUAGAUGGCAGUAGCAAAGGUUCCAAAUUGACCGAAGACGAAGAGAAGGUUAUGAAGAUAUACGAGAGUCUCAACUUCCGAGAUCUCUGGAAGAAAUUAGGUUCAUGCUUGACCGCUAUACACGAAAAUCCCGAGAUGAUUCAUGUAGCAACCGUACUCCUUCCACUCAUAGAAUCCUUAAUGGUUGUAUGUAAAUAUGUUGGUAUGGCGCCUUCCACCGCUCGUAAAGUGACGUCCCCCACAUCUCAAUCCUUACCUGAAAGCAUGGAGGAAUUAUUCUUUACCUUUACCGAAGAUCAUCGAAAGAUUCUUAACACUAUGGUCAGAAACAAUCCGUCAUUGAUGAGCGGUUCGUUCUCAUUACUUGUACAUAAUCCAAAGAUCCUCGAAUUCGACAACAAGAGAAAUUAUUUCAACCAACAACUUCACAAGCGUACCAAUAAUCGGGAUCACUAUGGAACCAUACAACUCAAUAUUAGGAGACAACAUGUGUUCGAGGAUUCCUACCAGAAUAUACAAAGGAGGACUGGCGAUGAAAUCAAAUAUGGUAAACUCAGUGUCCGUUUCGUUGAUGAGGAAGGAGUGGAUGCUGGUGGAGUAACAAGAGAAUGGUUCCAAGUUCUCGCGCGACAGAUGUUUAAUGAGGGUUACGCAUUGUUCAAAACUUCCGCGGCGGACAGAUUAACAUAUCAACCAAACCGAGCUUCGGGAGCAAAUCCAAAUCAUUUAUUGUUCUUUAAAUUUGUUGGUCGUGUCAUUGGUAAAGCAAUUUAUGAUGGUCGACUUUUGGAUGCCUAUUUUACGCGCUCAUUCUACAAGCACAUUCUCGGAAAGCCAGUUGAUUAUCGAGAUGUUGAAGCUAUUGAUUUGGAGUAUUAUAAUAGUUUGGUCUGGAUGUUGAACAAUGACAUUACUCAUGUUAUGGAUCUGACGUUUAGCGUGGAAUCGGAAUAUUACGGUCAAAAUGAAAUCAUUGAGCUAAAGGAGAAUGGAAGUAACAUUCCUGUUACUGAAGAAAAUAAGCGCGAAUAUGUCAUGCUUGUCACGGAACAGAAGCUAACUUUGGCGAUUAGGGACCAGAUACAGAGUUUCCUCGCCGGAUUUCAUGAAAUUAUUCCUGCUCACUUGAUCAGUAUAUUUAACGAACAAGAAUUAGAACUACUGAUUUCCGGAAUGCCAGAUAUUGAUAUUGACGAUUGGAAGAAUAAUACCGAAUAUCAAAAUUACACUGCCUCUUCACCCCAAAUCCAAUGGUUUUGGAGAGCCGUAAGGAGCUUUAGCCAAGAAGAGAGAGCGAAGCUUCUGCAAUUUGUCACUGGUACUUCCAAAGUGCCGCUAGAAGGAUUCUCCGCGUUACAAGGUGUCCAUGGCGUCCAGAAAUUCCAAAUUCACAAAGAUUUCCUAAAGCCAAAUCGUCUUCCCUCUGCUCAUACAUGUUUCAAUCAAAUCGAUAUUCCCGAAUAUGAUGAUUACGAGCAGUUAAGGUCACAAUUGUUACUAGCAAUCACUGAAGGAACGACAGGCUUUG